Messenger RNA from Fusarium falciforme, 462 nucleotides. RefSeq lists its product as hypothetical. The transcript has 2 exons. Gene Ontology annotation, biological process: protein folding in endoplasmic reticulum. Lineage: Eukaryota; Fungi; Ascomycota; Sordariomycetes; Hypocreales; Nectriaceae. The record is from RefSeq and is a predicted model, not a curated record. The coding region runs from base 49 to 462 and encodes 137 amino acids. Gene Ontology annotation, cellular component: EMC complex.
AAGACGUCCGCAUUGAUCGCAAACCAAGCUCCCCAACUUCGACGCAAAAUGACCUGGAUCUCCCGAACAGUGACCGUGGCUGGCAUUGUGCUUCUAGCGCACGCGUGUUACUCCGCGCAAGAGCACUCCGCGAUCUCGUCAACGACAGCGCAGCACGGCCUUCCGCAACAGCUCGCGACGAGCUCACUCCCAAUUGACAUCUCCAUAGAAGCUUUGGUGGCAACACUGGUGGUUGUCCUUGGGCUGGUCCUGGGCUCCCCGAAGCUCCGUCCGGUCAAGUGGCACGAGUGGGCUGGAAAGAUUGAACGCGAGGGAGAGGCUGGCUUCCGGACGGGCAGCGGCGAGGUGGAGAAGGAUUACCGCGGGAACCCAUUCAGCGUGCUCGAGACGCGCCCUGGAUUCGUGGAUAUUCGCAAGCAGCGACGCGAGUUCGCAAGCUGGGUCAAGGCCGAGCAGAAGUAA